This is a messenger RNA of Eutrema salsugineum, 2217 nucleotides long. RefSeq names its product CDPK-related kinase 8. The transcript has 11 exons. Gene Ontology annotation, cellular component: cytoplasm; nucleus. The coding region runs from base 129 to 1955 and encodes 608 amino acids. Gene Ontology annotation, biological process: protein autophosphorylation; peptidyl-serine phosphorylation; intracellular signal transduction. The record is from RefSeq and is a predicted model, not a curated record. Lineage: Eukaryota; Viridiplantae; Streptophyta; Magnoliopsida; Brassicales; Brassicaceae. Gene Ontology annotation, molecular function: calmodulin binding; ATP binding; calcium-dependent protein serine/threonine kinase activity.
GAUCCAUCUCUCUCUCUCUUCUCUACACUUCUUCUCCCUCUCUUUAAACCAGAACUUUACGGUACAUCACUGUGAUUUUUCCAUAAACUAAAGUUCCUUUUCUUCUUUUUUUCCUUUCGCCGGAGAUUAUGGGAGGCUGUACCUCCAAACCCUCCACCUCCGGCAGACCUAGUAACCCUUUCUUUCCCGGAAACGACUAUCCCCAAAUUAACGAUUUUGCCCCUACCGAUCCCGAUAAAUCACCACUCCCUACCCCUUCCGCCGCAAAGGCCUCUCCUUUCUUCCCCUUCUACACUCCAAGCCCUGCUCGCCACCGCCGCAACAAGAGCCGUGAUGUCGGCGGCGGAGGCGGAGGAGAGAGCAAGAGCGUUACCAGCACACCGCUACGUCAAUUGCGGCGUGCUUUUCACCCUCCGUCUCCGGCUAAACACAUCCGGGCGGCGCUACGGCGGAGGAAGGGCAAAAAGGAGGCAGCUUUAUCGUCGGCGACGCAGCCUGCGACGGAGAUACCGCCGCAUGAGGAGGAAGAGGAAUUAGGGCUUGACAAAAGAUUUGGUUUUUCGAAGGAUUUUCACAGUAGAGUAGAAUUAGGGGAAGAGAUUGGACGAGGGCAUUUUGGGUACACUUGCUCUGCUAAAUUCAAGAAAGGAGAGCACAAAGGUCAAGUGGUUGCUGUUAAGAUCAUCCCAAAAUCAAAGAUGACAACUGCAAUUGCCAUAGAAGAUGUUAGAAGGGAAGUGAAAAUUCUACAGGCUUUAUCUGGACAUAAGAAUCUGGUUCAAUUCUAUGAUGCAUUCGAGGACAAUGCUAACGUCUACAUUGCUAUGGAGCUAUGUGAAGGUGGUGAACUACUUGACAGAAUACUAGCAAGGGGAGGGAAAUACUCAGAGAAUGAUGCAAAACCAGUGGUUAUACAGAUCUUAAGUGUUGUUGCUUUCUGUCAUCUCCAAGGAGUUGUUCAUCGAGAUCUUAAACCAGAGAACUUCUUGUACACUUCCAAGGAGGAGAAUUCUCAGCUGAAAGCCAUAGACUUUGGCUUAUCAGAUUUUGUCAGACCAGAUGAAAGACUCAACGACAUAGUGGGAAGUGCGUACUAUGUAGCUCCUGAAGUUCUACACAGAUCAUAUACAACAGAAGCUGAUGUAUGGAGCAUUGGAGUCAUAGCAUACAUUCUACUAUGUGGUAGCCGUCCGUUUUGGGCAAGAACCGAAUCCGGAAUCUUCAGAGCGGUUCUUAAAGCUGACCCGAGUUUUGAUGAAGCGCCUUGGCCCUUCUUGUCUGCUGAAGCUAAAGACUUUGUUAAGCGGUUAUUGUAUAAAGAUCCUCGGAGAAGAAUGUCAGCCUCCCAAGCCUUGAUGCAUCCUUGGAUCCGGGGUUAUAGUACCGACAUGAAUAUCCCGUUCGAUAUUCUGAUCUUUAGGCAGAUAAAGGCCUACUUGCGAUCUUCUUCAUUGCGCAAAGCUGCUCUAAGGGCCCUGUCCAAGACGCUGAUCACAGAUGAAAUUAUUUACCUGAAAACUCAAUUUUCUCUCCUCGCACCAAACAAAGAUGGACUCAUCACUUUGGAAAACAUUAGAUUGGCACUUUCAAGCAAUGCAACAGAGGCAAUGAAGGAAUCUCGAAUCCCAGAGUUUCUUGCUUUGCUAAAUGGACUUCAAUACAGAGGAAUGGAUUUCGAAGAGUUUUGUGCAGCUGCCUUAAACGUUCAUCAGCAUGAGUCGCUUGAUUGUUGGGAACAGAGCAUUCGUCAUGCUUAUGAGCUUUUCGACAAGAAUGGGAACAGAGCUAUUGUCAUUGAAGAACUUGCCUCUGAACUUGGUGUUGGACCAUCGAUACCCGUACAUUCGGUUCUACAUGAUUGGAUAAGACACACAGAUGGGAAACUAAGCUUCUUCGGGUUUGCUAAACUGUUACAUGGAGUCUCUGUUCGACCCUCGGUGAAAACGACACGGUGAAGAUAAUGAAACAAACAUGACAAAGCUAAAUCUGAUAAAAGAGAGGAUGUCAAGAACUUUACUCUGAUUCUUGGAUCAGUAGUGAGAGGAAGUGUAAAAGGAACAUAAAAUUUCAUACAAGAGCAAUUCUACGAAAAAAUUGUUGCAAUAGAAUAGUAACCACAGUGACUCUCAUUCUCUAAUGUGAAAUCAAGAGAAAGAAAAAGAGGGAAUUUAAACAUAAACAUUCUCUUACUUCUUAAAAAGAUCAUUUGAUGAAAAA